Molecule: messenger RNA, 1059 nt
Organism: Colletotrichum higginsianum IMI 349063
Lineage: Eukaryota; Fungi; Ascomycota; Sordariomycetes; Glomerellales; Glomerellaceae
Product: NAD dependent epimerase/dehydratase
Exons: 4
Coding region: 1-1059 (352 amino acids)
Molecular function (GO): oxidoreductase activity, acting on the CH-OH group of donors, NAD or NADP as acceptor
Source: RefSeq, a predicted model, not a curated record
AUGACCUCUCUUACCAACCCUGCCAUCCCCAAGGGGUCAAUCGUUCUAGUCACGGGCAUCAACGGCUUCCUCGGCUCGCACGUUGCGGAUCAGUUCCUUCAGUAUGGCUACAACGUCCGUGGUACUGUCCGCGACGUCAACAAGAGCAGCUGGCUGUGCGACCUGUUUGACGGGAAAUACGGCAAGGGGAGGUUCGAGCUCCUGGCAGUGCCGGACAUUACUGUCGAAGGGGCAUACAAUGAGGUGGUGAAAGGCACAUCUGCUUUCGUCCACGUUGCUGCUGUGGUUGGGCUCAAUCCCGAUCCGAACCAGGUCAUCCCGACCGCUGUUUCGGGCACCGUGAACGCGUUAAAGGCAGCCUACUCUGAGCCUUCAGUGAAGCGCUUUGUCUUGUGUUCCUCGUCGGCAGUGGUGGUGCCUGCGGACCCCGAGACUUACAAGCAGCCCCACGUCGUCACGGAGGAUUCCUGGUGCCAGGACAGCCUCAAGUUGGCGUGGGCCCCUCCGCCGUACACACCGGAGCGGGCUAUGGCUGUUUAUAGUGCGAGCAAGCUCGAAUGCGAGCUGACCGUUUGGAAAUAUCACAAGGAGAACCGAAACGCGCGUCCCGACCUUGUUGUCAACUCAGUCCUUCCGAACGGGAUAUUUGGAAAGUGCCUGGAUGUGACAAACCAGGGAUACCCCUCGAGUGCCGGGCUGAUCCAAGCCCUCUGGUCAGGAGCUCAGGUCCCCGAGUUCAUCAGGGCACCCCAAUACUUUGUGGACGCUCAGGAUGCCGGAACUCUCCAUGUUGCUGCGGCUGUCCUAGCGGACGUGCAAGACGAGCGGAUCUUUGGGUUCGCGGAGCCUUACAACUGGGACAGGAUCUUGGGCAUCUUGCGUCGGCAGAAUCCCGAUCACUCGUUCCCUGAUGACUUUGAAGGCAGCGCAUACCCGCACACCAUCAAGCCCAGAGACAGGGCAGAGGAGCUGCUGAAGAUCAUGGGCCGUCCCGGGUGGACUUCGUUGGAGGACAGCCUUCUGCAGAACACGGAGCACUUGCGCCAAGCCAGAGCUUGA